UUGUCUCGGUUGUAGCGGCUGUCCUCAGUCUACAAGUCUUUGCAGUCUUUACAUUCUCCGUUCUUCAGUCCGGUCUCCAGUUCUCGAUCCGACAGUCCACUCGCGAUCUCGGUUACGUCCAGUUCAGCCUGAGCCCGGUUCACCAACUGCGUCGUGCGAAAAAAUUGGGUUUAAUUAAAGUAUAAAGGCCACAGAGGCAGCUCAAUUACUGCGGCUCGGCGCGACCAGUGAGUGAGUGCCAUGAGUCGGCAUAGCCAGCUGAAGCUAGCGAUGCCAUCGGUGGCAUCAAUGGCAUCCGUGCACGGGUCUUCGUCGGAGCGGGAACGCGGCGUCAGGCUGGGAUUGGGUGUUAACCAGCAGACGGGCCGGGUGCAGUGGUGUCCCGGCCUGACCUGCUGCAAACUGCUUCUGUUGCUUCCAGUGGUGAUGUUGCCGUUGACUCUGGUGCUAAUUCUGAUCAUGCGGCUGGACGGGAUGCUGGCGGCGCUGCAGCUGAGCGAGCAGCGGAUGCGGGACCAAAGGGCAGCCACGGCCACGGCCAACAUGCCCGGCUACAUGGAGAGCUACGAGUCGCUGCUGCCGGAGGGCGAGACCUACAACGAGCUGAUCCACGACGAGUUCCUGGUGCCGCAGGCCAAGCGCUCCCACCUGGAGCAGCAGAUGGCGGAGCGGGCGAGGCGCUGUCAGCCGUAUCGCUAUGGCAACGGGGAGACCAUGGAUCUGGAGGAUCGCAGCACACUGAUGAAGGACUCGCGCACCUCCUUCCUGCCGCAGGGCAUGCCGCGCGAGUGCAUCUCCAACUCCGACUUUGACUUAGACUUCCAGUCGAUGCCCGACAGCGACCUGGAGGAUGAUGGGGAGCUGCUGCGGGAGUUGCAUCGCUUCCAGAAGAAGUCCGCACCCAAGAGAUACAAGGACUUUGCGCCAUACUGGCUGGAGCUGAGUCGCCAGCGUCGCGAAGCUGAGCAGCAGCGGGAGGCGGGCGACGAGGAGCUGGCGGCACAGAUCAGCGAGACGACCGCCGCCCUGCAAUCCUUCUGGAAUGAGGAGGGCACGCGGGACGGCAUUCGGCUGGCCCAGGCCCAAACCAUGAAGCGCUACAUGGACACCUCGGUGGAUCCCUGCGAGGACUUUUACAAGUUUGCGUGCGGCAACUGGGAGAAGCUCCAUCCCAUACCCAAGGACAAGGCUGGCUUCGACACCUUCGAAAUGCUGCGCGAGAGUCUCGACCUCGUGCUACGGAAUCUGCUCGAGAAGAGCACACCGCCCGCCAUCGUGCCGGAGGAGCGCAACAUUCAGGUGCGCAACAAUCUGAAGCUGAACGAGCAGGGCAUGGAGCCCGAGACGGAGACGGACCAGGCCGCCGAGCUGGUGGCGAAGCGUCUGCGCCGGCACAUUGUCAGCCGGCGGCACUUGCUCAACCGCAUCCUGAUGCGCUACAAGCGAUUCACCAACAGCACCAAGCGGAAGCGCCUCAUCGACCCUACGCGCGAGAAGACCAAGGAGGAAGUGGCUGCCGCCCUGCCCGCACCCAAUGCCAAGGACAAGCAGCGGCAUGUGGUGGAUGCCAGCGAGUACCUGAAGACGCGCCACGAUGCCCAGCUCAAGGCCAAGCAGCUGUACAGGUCCUGUGUGAACAGCCAGCUGCUUGCCCGUCGCGGACUGGAGCCAUUGCACAAUAUUAUCCGGGAUCUGGGCGGUUGGCCAGUGCUCGACCAGCAGUGGAGCGACACCAACUUCAACUGGCAGGCACUGGCCGCCACUUUGCGGCGCUACAACAACGACAUCCUCAUCGUGCAGUGGGUGGGAGCGGACAUCAAGAACUCGGAGGAGAACAUCAUCCAGUUCGAUCAGACUGGUCUGGGCCUGCCCACCCGCGAGUACUUCCUGCAGCCGAGCAACGGCAAGUACCUGAUGGCCUACCAGCGCUACAUGUCCGAGGUGAUGCACAAAAUGGGUGCAGCCAAGCGGGAUGCCCUCAGCACGGCCAGGGAGCUGAUUGCCUUUGAGACAUCGCUGGCGGGCAUCACAGCGCCAGCGGAGCAGCGACUCAACGUAACCAAGCUGUACAAACGCAUGACGCUGCAGCAGCUGGAGGAAGUGGUGCCGGAGAUCGGUUGGAGUGCCUAUCUGAGCACGCUGCAAGAUCGUCAGGUGAGUGACUCGGAGGAGGUUGUCAUCUAUGCGGUGGACUACAUGAAGCAGCUGGUGACGCUGCUGGCCGAGACAGAGCCCCGCACCAUUGCCAACUACAUGAUGUGGCGCUUUGUGCGGCAUCGCAUCAACAAUGUGGACGAUCGCUUCGAUGACAUCAAGCAGACGUUCUACCACGCUCUGUUCGGGCGGGAGGAGAGUCCGCAGCGGUGGAAGGUGUGCAUCGCUCAGGUGAACACGAACAUGGGCAUGGCGGUGGGCUCCAUGUUCGUCACGCGCUACUUUGACAACAACAGCAAGCGUGACACGCUGCGCAUGACCCAUGACCUGCAGCAGGCCUUCCGGGACAUACUGAAGACGACGGAUUGGCUGGAUCCGAUCACCAAGCAUCUGGCCGAGGAGAAGGUCAACGCCAUGUCCCUGAAGAUCGGCUAUCCGGACUUUAUACUCAAUCCGGGUGAACUCAACGAGAAGUACGCGGGCAUCGACAUCCAUCCGGAGAAAUACUUUGAGAAUACGCUGAACGUGCUCCUCCACACUGCCCGCACGGAGCAGUCGAAGCUGCACGAGCGCGUGAACAAGACCAACUGGCAGACGGCGCCGGCCAUCGUGAAUGCCUACUAUAGCCGCAACAAGAACCAGAUCAUGUUCCCAGCCGGCAUACUGCAGCCUCCGUUCUACCAUCGACACUUUCCCAAGUCGCUGAACUUUGGUGGCAUCGGCGUGGUCAUUGGCCACGAGCUAACCCACGGAUUUGACGACAAAGGGCGACUCUUCGACCGGAAUGGCAACAUACACAAGUGGUGGACGGACUCCUCCAUCCGGGGAUUCGAUGAGCGCGCUCGCUGCAUCAUAGCCCAGUACAGCAACUACACGGUCGAUGAGGUGGGCAUCGUCCUCAACGGGGAGAGUACACAGGGCGAGAACAUUGCGGACAAUGGCGGACUGCGACAGGCCUUCCAUGCCUACAAACGCUGGCUGAAGGACCAUCCGGAUGAGGUGGAGGACGAGCUACUGCCUGGCCUGAACAUGACCGCACCGCAGUUGUUCUUCCUAAAUUUCGGGCAGGUGUGGUGCGGCGCCAUGCGGCCGGAGGCUAUUCGCAACAAACUCAUCACGGCCAUCCACAGUCCGGGACGUUUCCGUGUCAUUGGCACGCUCUCGAACUCCUACGACUUUUCCCGAGAGUUUCAGUGUGCAGCGGAUGCGCCCAUGAAUCCCGCUACCAAAUGCAGCGUGUGGUAGUCCUCACACAGUUACCUAUGAGUAUUAUAAAUGAUGUAUUCCACGCAGUCCUAGCGCUCACCAGAUGCAUGCCAGUUGCUUGCCGUACAACAGACUGUCCGUUUCCUGCGAUAUGUCAAGGAUUCAGUGGGGAAAGUUUCUCCUACAAACAGCAAAGAUUAUGUGCCAAAAAAAUUGCAAUUUACAUAUAUACGUAUAUAUUUUCCUAGCCAUUAACUAUUUUUAAUUGUACUUUGCAAUAUUUUAGUUAAUUAAACCAUUUAUGUUUGUGAUAAUUCUAA
Messenger RNA from Drosophila guanche, 3680 nucleotides. RefSeq names its product neprilysin-4 (gene Nep4). The record is from RefSeq and is a predicted model, not a curated record. Gene Ontology annotation, biological process: protein processing. Gene Ontology annotation, molecular function: metalloendopeptidase activity. The transcript is spliced from 4 exons. Gene Ontology annotation, cellular component: plasma membrane. NCBI's taxonomy places the organism in Eukaryota, Metazoa, Arthropoda, Insecta, Diptera, Drosophilidae. The coding region runs from base 241 to 3399 and encodes 1052 amino acids.